Molecule: messenger RNA, 1528 nt
Organism: Micropterus dolomieu (smallmouth bass)
Lineage: Eukaryota; Metazoa; Chordata; Actinopteri; Centrarchiformes; Centrarchidae
Gene: rnf150a
Product: ring finger protein 150a
Exons: 7
Coding region: 224-1513 (429 amino acids)
Source: RefSeq, a predicted model, not a curated record
UGCAGGUGGUGUGUAGUAGACUCCUGCACGUAGCUCACAAACUCUUUGGACCCCUCGGUGUUUAGCAAUGCAAGGUUAAUGCACUUUGUUUAACCAGAGCCUUCUGUAAAAAAAAAAAAAAAAAAAAAAGUACAAAAAUAAAGAUAGAAAGAGGGACUUGGUGCGAGCUUUCCAGUGAGGAGGAGACCCCGGAGCUCGUCGUCCAUCCCAAACCAGCCGUACAAUGGCACCGUCCCUCAUCGGAGCUUGCCGCAGUCUGGCUCUCUCGACGUGGCUGCUGUCGUUUUGUUUCGUCCACCUGCUGUGCCUGGACUUCACGGUUGCAGAGAAAGAGGAAUGGUACACGGCGUUCGUCAACAUCACCUAUCUGGACCCCGUCACAUCGGAGGUCAAGACAGAGAAAACCGAGUGCGGUCGGUAUGGCGAGCACUCGCCGAAGAAAGAAGCCAGAGGUCUGGUCCUGGUGCCGUCGUCCCUGCAGGACAGACAGGCGUGCGACCCAAACGUCAGGUUCCCUCCCGUCUUUCACAACACCGCCUGGGUGGCGUUGGUGGCUGCGGGGAAUUGCACAUACCGAGAGAAAAUCCGUAACGUUGCCAACCUCAACGCCUCUGCAGUUGUCAUAUACAAUGUGGGCUCCAGCAGUGCCAACGACACCAUAACAAUGCCCCAUCCAGGUACAGGCGAUGUUGUGGCCAUUAUGAUCCCAGAGCCUAAAGGUCGUGAGAUUGUGGCGUUGCUGGAGCAACACAUCAACAUCAUGUUAUACAUCACCAUAGGAACCCGCAACCUGCAGAAGUACGUGAGCAGAACAUCGGUAGUGUUUGUCUCCAUCUCCUUCAUCGUUCUCAUGAUCAUCUCCCUCGCCUGGCUUGUCUUCUACUAUAUCCAGAGGUUCCGCUAUGCUAAUGCACGAGACCGCAACCAGAGACGUUUAGGAGAUGCUGCAAAAAAGGCCAUGAGUAAGCUGCAAGUACGCACCAUUAAGAAAGGAGACAAGGAGACUGAGUCAGACUUUGACAACUGUGCAGUUUGCAUUGAAGGUUAUAAGCCUAAUGAUGUCGUAAGGAUAUUACCAUGCAGACAUGUCUUCCAUAAGCACUGUGUAGACCCAUGGUUACAAGACCACCGGACGUGUCCCAUGUGUAAAAUGAACAUCCUUAAAGCUUUGGGAAUCCUACUGAACCCUGACUGUUCAGACGACAUUCCUCCAGACUACGAGACAUCUGUCGGAGGUCCACCCACAAACCCCAUCAGUGGGGCUAGUGAAAUCACAGUUAACGAAAGUUCGGUGGUUCUGGAUCCAGCCGGAAGAGUGAUUGACCUACAGCAGUUCCAUCCUAAUGCAGAGACAGACCCUCCAGCAGGGAAUGAGAGCCGCAUCAUCGCCAGCAGUGAGCACCAGCCUCCGCUGAGCAGUGAUUCAGACACUUCUAUCAUCAUGGGCAUGGAGGUAGGCAUAUCUGAAGUGGACCUGUCCACGGAGCAGGAAUGUGAGGGGGCGAAAUCCUGAGCCAAUCGAAGCUCA